UUCGAUUCAUUGGCGAAGAUCUUGCAGACAUUAUCGCGCUACUCGAAAAGAUUGAGAUUUCAUUUAUUUGUUAAUCUCACGUCAGAGGUUGAUAAGAGUUGCUCGAUCUUGCUCUUCCUCUAUCGAUUGCUUGUCAUCUGAUGCACAAGUAGGUCACCUAGAUCUGAUACAUGCCUACCUUCAAUGCGGCAUAUUGAAAAGUGGAAACUAUAACAACUUUCACAAAGCGAUACGUAUUCCAACUACUUCUUCGACUGACAACAAGAUCGCAACCUGAAUACGCUCUUCGCAAUCCAUUUCUGAGGAUCUUAAAAUCCGCCCAUAAUGUUUGGGCAGGUAAAUCAUACCGCAGGCGGAAUGUCGAAUGGCGGUGCAACAACUGUUUAUCCACCCCAGCCUUACGCUCCGACUGGUCAUCAAAUGAAUUCUAAUCAGCCAGGCACGAGCGUGAUGAAUCAAACCCAUCCAUCUCCAUCGAUGAAACCUGCCGGUAAUUUACAAGAUCCAGGUAUGAGCACAAAUGCAGCUGUGGUAAAUGCCGCUCGGAAUCACAUCAACGGCGGCACGCCAUCCCGUAAACGUACAGCUUCUGCAAGUCCUUCUAUGGAGGCAAAAGAGAAGAAAACCCGCAGUGAGAUUGGUGGUGGUGGUGCAAGUCCAGCUGGUGCAAGGCCAGCAAGUGUCAAUGGCAUACGCCCUGAUCAGCACAGACAAGGAGGUGAAGAAGUAUCAAAGUUGGAUGUAUAUGUUUGGGAUUAUUUGACUCGAAGGGGUUUCAAUAAUACAGCAAAGAUUCUACAAAAUGAAGCAAGGCUAGGUGAAUCGCCAGAUGUUGCUCUGAAAACACCGCAAGGCUUAUUGUAUGAGUAUUGGGCAGUAUUUUGGGAAGGUUUAGCAGCACGUAGCGGUCGAGGCAAUAUAGAUGCAAAUGCAUUCCCCGAUAAGACCCAAAGGAUUAAUGAGAUCGUGCGAAGGACAGAGGCAAUGGAGAGUGGGAUUAAUGUUACAGACAAUCUACAGAGAUUGGCAUCUGGCAUUGUUGGUGGUGGUAUGAAGCAAGAGCCUGGUCAAGCUGCAGCAGCGGGACAGAUGUUUGGCCAAUUACAACAAGGUCAACGUAUGAAUGUGAAUGGCCAACAGAUGAAUGCACAACAACAACAACAGCAACAGGCCUUACAGCAACAACCACAACAAGCACGAACGCCAGUACAGACGCCAGGCGGCACACCUAUACCCAUGCAAGGACAAAUGGCAGGCUGGAACGCAGGUCCAGGUACUGCUGUUCAACAACAGACGCAAAUGCUGAUCAUGGCUGCUCAAAGGCACAAUAUAUCGCUAGAUGAAUUGAAAAACAUGAAUCCUACGAUGAGAAAUGCACUGAUACAGAGCGUAACGGGUGGCAAUCAACAGAAUCAGGUUGGGGGUGCGGCAGCAGGUGCGCAAAAUGUACGACCUGGAAUGACACCUGGAGCUGCCGUUGCAUCUGCUGCUGCUACCGCAAUGAAUGCUGGCUCUCCAUUUGAUCAAUCGAUGCACCAACGCAUGCAGCAAUUCCAACAACAAACACAACAGCAACGCAAUGCUGCACAAGCUGGCAUGCGACCUGGAAUGAUGGGAGGUCCACAAAGUGGUCCCGGAACACCUGGUGGGGCUGGUACGCCUACGAUGAACGGUCAAGCUGGAAUGGACAACCAGCAAAGGCCUGCUGGACAGAUUCCCGGUCAACCGGGGAUGGCGACACCUCAGAUGCAUCCACAAACUCCGCAAUCAAAUCAGCAUGUCCAAACGCCUGGAAGUCAAGCACCUGGUGGACCGAAUGGCAUUGCUCGGCCAAUGCAGCCUGGUCAAGUUGCUGGAACGCCUGGAAAUGUAUCUGGACCGAUGGCUGGACAAGAAGCUUCUAUGCAUCCACGUUUGACAACGGAGCAACAACAGAUGCUAAUGUCUCAACAUCAAACCUUACAGCAGACUUUGCGUCAAGAAGUAUACCAUGCUCAACAUGCUCCCACACCUGCUAUUGCCGAAAGGUCAUUCCAAAAUGCACAACAGAUUCAAAUGCGGCUAGGUCAAUUGAGUGCACUGCUGAAAGCUCAACCUGGAUUACAGCAACAAGCAGCUCUCUUCCAACAGCAACAACAACAACAGCAGCAACAACAGCAACAGGUUGCCGCUCAACAACAAAUGCAACAGUUGCAGCAACAACAAGCUGCAUCUGCCGGAAGACCUGGCAUGCCUCCUGGAAUGCAAGCUGGCCUUCAUGGAAUACCAUCUGGCUUUCCGCCCGGACUUACGCCACAACAGCAACAGCAAUUCUUGGCACAGCGUGCUGCACAAAUGCAAAAUAGACCACCUCAGGGUGAUCAAAGUAUGAUGAUGAAUAUGAUGACAGCUCAAAUAAGACCACCUCAGCAGCAACAGCAGCAGCAGGCACAGCAGAAAAAGACGCCACAACAGCAACAGCAGCAAUUCAACAAUGCAGGUGUGAUGUCGAUGGAAGCUGCACGGCAACAGCAAAUGCAACAACAGCAGCAGCAACAGCAGCUUCAGCAAUUCCAUCAACAACAGCAACAAGCACAGCAGAAUCAUCAGAAUGCUCAAGGCACAGAAGUUGCCGGCACCCCCGGUUCAGAGAAUCAGCCGCGCACUCCAUUUGCAUUUGCUAAUCCGUUUGCAGCAACGGCUGGCGCCAGAUCUCAGAGUCAGUCGCAGAGUGAUGAUCCAGGACAUCCACAAAGUGCAGGAUUAUCCGGAUCAUUCCAACAAGUUCAACCGAAUCAUCAGAUGGGAGCACCUGGUCAAAGGCCACUGUCAGCAGCAAAUCGAAUGGCAACGGGUAUGGGACCACCACAGAAUAUCUCUAGUCCAAGUCCAAGAAUGCAGCAGAAUAAUAUGCUAACAGAUGGAUCUGUGACAGGAAGUCCUGCUCAAAUUCCAAGUACGCCAAAGACUGCCAAUGCUGCCACUCCUGCUUCUCAAUCAGCUGCAGAGAAGAAGAAGAAGGAACCUGCAAGAGGACGAAAGAAUAGCAAGGCUGUCAAUAAUAAUGCCAAUGCAAACAAGACUCCAGUUUUGGGUGCUGCUACAACGCCUUCGACUCAAGCUCAGACGCCUGCUGGAAAUAACAACAUGCCCACACCCGGUCGUGAUACGAAGGCAACGAAUGCUAACACACCCGCUGCAGCAAGUUCUACUGCAUUGAAUGCAAGUGUUACUGCACCAGUAGGCCCUGCAUCAUCUGCGAUGGCAGGUAUGAUGUCCAUGCCGCCAAACGCAUUCGAACAGAAUAAUGCUGGCUCUGGCAAUGGUUUGCAAAGUUCUGCGUUGAACAACAAUAACAGCAAUAAUACCAACAGUUCUACUGCAAGUUCAACGACGACGGCACCUUCUAAUGGCACGAAUGCCACCCUUUCUUCUUCGACAACAUCUGCUACUUCUGCAGCGAAUACAACUGCAAAUGCUUCAAACGUUCCUUCGAAUAUUGGAACGGAUGACUUGAGUCAAAUGUUCAAUAGCGGAGAUAUGAGUCAAUUCUUGAACGAUUUUGACUUUCCAUCAGGAGGCGCAUUCGGUUCUGGAGAUGGAUCAGGUCUGGGUGCUUUUAGUGAUUCAUGGGAUACUUCGAAUUUGGGUAACUUGUUCGGUGACACUUUAUCAUAAAGGGGAAAAAUGGGUCCGCGCGGACAAUGAUGAUACCAACUUUUGCAAGAUCUUGCAUUUGCUGCUGCUUUAGGAUCAUGCCAACGACUUGCUUGCAAAAACGAUGCUAAACAAGGAUAUAAUCUCGGCUCAAAUUGCUUGUACCGAAUACGAAAAAUGGCUUUUUUGGAUUUUUUUGUUGCUUUUGUCGCUAUGCUUUGAGCAUGAAGGUGAAUUCGCACACAAAAAAAAUCUUCUUUUGCUAUAAUUUCUUCUUCUUUCUUCCUUUCUUCUCUCUUUUAUUUAUUUGGGGAAAAAAUUGACUUUAAAGCGUUCUCAAUUUGUACUCUACAACUUUCUUGUCUUAUUUACCCUUCCCUUUAUUUCUCUCUCUCUCAAUAUCCUUGUCAUUUAUUGUUCAAAGUGAUAUCAAGUAAGAGUAUCGUAUCGUAUGAUCUCUCUUAUUAAUCGUAUAUUAUGAAGCAAGAAGAAUGGAUUCUUUAUCGUGA
Molecule: messenger RNA, 4145 nt
Organism: Meira miltonrushii
Lineage: Eukaryota; Fungi; Basidiomycota; Exobasidiomycetes; Exobasidiales; Brachybasidiaceae
Exons: 1
Coding region: 325-3657 (1110 amino acids)
Molecular function (GO): protein binding; transcription corepressor activity
Source: RefSeq, a predicted model, not a curated record